Messenger RNA from Medicago truncatula (barrel medic), 1120 nucleotides. RefSeq names its product proline-rich receptor-like protein kinase PERK8. Gene Ontology annotation, biological process: protein phosphorylation. Gene Ontology annotation, molecular function: ATP binding; protein kinase activity. Bases 117 to 683 code for a protein of 188 amino acids. The record is from RefSeq and is a predicted model, not a curated record. The transcript has 4 exons. NCBI's taxonomy places the organism in Eukaryota, Viridiplantae, Streptophyta, Magnoliopsida, Fabales, Fabaceae.
AUAGGGUGAAAGUAGCUAAUGGAGCUGCCAAAGGAUUGUUAUACCUUCAUCAGAACAACAUCAUACAUAGAGAUAUAAAACCAAACAACAUUCUUCUUACACAUGAUUAUGAAGCUAUGCUGGGUGAUUUUGGUUUGGCCAAAAUUGCAAGUGAAGAAUUAUCAUGCUCAAUAGAAUGUCCUGGAAAUCUGGCAUAUUGGGCCCCAGAAUAUGCAGCAUAUGGUAAAGUAUCAAAUAAAACAGAUGUAUAUUCUUUUGGAGUGGUUCUUGUUGAGCUAAUAACCGGAAUGAGGACUACUGACAAAAGACUUGGAGGAAAGGGUCUAGUAGGAUGGGCUAGACCACUACUAAAAGAAGGGAACUGUCAAAAACUUGUUGAUGGAAGGAUAAUGGAUUCACAUGGACAUGAUUGUCAUCAAAUCUUUUGGAUGAGCCGUCUAGCUGGAAAUUGUUUAAACAAAGAUCCUCAGAAACGACUUGAUAUGAAUACAGUGGUCAAAGCCUUAAUACAUAUAGAAGAAGGUUGCAGUAGCUGCAUUGUGGAAAAAGACAGUAGUACCCUUCCCAUGUCCGACUAUUCUAAAUCAAAAGAUGAUAUGCGGGAGCGGGACUCUUCAGAAUCAAAUGGUGCUAGUUCCAAGUCGAGGACAGCAUAUUGCUACUAUAAGUCUAGUGAAAACUAAAAUUUGAUAUUGGGAUGUGUUCGGAUUGACUUAUUCGAGCUUAUCUAUUGACAUAAGUACUUGAAAGACUGUUUGGAAGAACUUAUAGAAACAACUUACUACAUGUCCAUAAGUUAUUUUUAGCUUAUUUAUAUAAUCUCUUCAGUGUAGCUUAUGAAAACAGCUUAUAGCUUACAUGAAAGCAAUUUGAUUUUUUUAUCUCUUGUUAAAAAAAAGCUUAUGCAUAAGCAAUUAUAUGAUAAACACCUAUACUAUAAGCAUUUAUUUAAACUGUUUAUCCAAACUUGGCUUGGUCCCCGAUACCAUUUUCCAUGCAUCAUUAUUUGCGGACGAUACCAUCUUUUUGUGUGAAGAAUCUUGGGAUAAUUUGUGGGGCUUAAAAACCAUACUAAGAAGCUUCGAGUUUGUAACGGGUUUGACAGUCAAUUUUCACAAAA